Molecule: messenger RNA, 690 nt
Organism: Hibiscus syriacus
Lineage: Eukaryota; Viridiplantae; Streptophyta; Magnoliopsida; Malvales; Malvaceae
Exons: 6
Coding region: 97-690 (197 amino acids)
Source: RefSeq, a predicted model, not a curated record
GGAGAUUACAAGAACUUCAUCUAAAUAACUCGGAAUUCGGUGGAUCUCGGUCGAUUUUUGGAUUGUUUAGUGGCUAUCGGAAGGCUAAGGAUUUUGAUGAAUAAACUAUCUAACAUUGACUUGGCAUUCUUAACCUACAAGCAAAAGCUAGCGUUUUGGAUCAACGUCUACAAUGCCUGUAUUAUGCAUGCAUUUCUUGAACAUGGGCUACCUUCCACACAAGAGAAACUACUUGCACUUAUGAAUAAGGCUGCACUCAAUGUGGGUGGAAUAGUGCUGAAUGCUUUAGCCAUUGAGCAUUUCAUUCUUCGCCAUCCAUGUGAAUCAGAAUACGGUCCGAUGGACGAGAAAGAAAUGCUGCUGAGACAUGCCUAUGGUUUGGGGUAUCCUGAACCCAAUGUGACCUUCGCUCUUUGCCGGGGAACUUGGUCCUCACCAGCAUUAAGGAUCUAUACAGUGGAUGAAGUAGUGAACGAACUGGAGAAAGCGAAAGUGGAUUAUUUGGAAGCUUCAGUGGGAAUUACCAACAAGAAGAAGAUUUCGUUGCCGAAGCUACUUCAAUGGCACAUGAAAGAUUUUGCCGACGACGUUGAGUCGUUACUCGAAUGGAUUUACAGCCAAGUACCUCGAUCCGGUUCUUUGAAAAGAUCCAUCCCAGAUUGCCACAAUGGUUCAACUUCAGCAUUAUGA